CGUCACGUAGCAACGCACCGCCAUGAAGCAAGUGCCCGAAAAAUAAUUUUGUUUUUAUUUAUAUUUUACCAGGUUAUGAAUCACUGAAGUAACCAAUUAUUACAUAAAAGAAGUUAAACAUGUCCCACAGUUUUUAUAACAAGCAGUGGACAGAGGCCCAGGCUGCCAUUGGAGAUCUUCUACAACAAGAACUCCCUCCAGAGCCUCCCAAACCAGAAAAGGAUCGUCUAGCUGCUUUCCAACUGCUGGCCACUAUGUACAUCAAGUACAUCCAAAUUUUUCGAAAACUGGAACAAUCUUAUGACCAAAUUGUACAUCCUCAGAAACGUCGUGUACUGAGACAUGUCCUUGAUGGAACCAUGGGGAGAAUUCUGGAAAUCAAAAAUGAAAUGGUCAACUUGGAGUUCUCUGAGUUCCAUUAUUUUGAUGAUGUUCUCUCUGAUUUAAAACUGACUCCAAGUGAUAUAGAGAUACCAAUUCCACAGUUUUUUAUAAACGAGCGUGCCAAAGCAUUGAAAGAACGCGAGAAACUGCUGGGUCAAAUUCUAGCCAAGAUGGGUCCCCAAGACAAAGACACUGGGAAAGAGGAGAUUAAAAUGUCAGUGGAUGAUGCUAUUAGGUUGAUUCAGAUCCAUGAAAGAGCAAGACAGGGAAGGCUGAGGGCUAAGUUUAUGAGAGAGAUCAGACAGCAAGAGGAACGCGAGAGAUUGCAGGCCAAUCGGGGAGCACCAACUCUUGACCCUGAAGUGGCUGCGAUCAGAAUUCAAAAGUUGUGGAAAGGUCUGGCUCAAAGACGUCGUACAAGACGUGAGCGAGAAGAGGAGAUGAUGUUUAUCGGGAUGAUUCCUCCUCCUUUACCCAGCCUAAAAAACCAACCACAGACUCUUGCGGCAAAAACUGAGGGAGCGAGAAGAGUAACGCAAGAUAUGCAUGAGCAGGAGUACCAACAGGCUCUGAUCACAAUUAAGGAUAAGAUACGUGAGACUGAAGGACCUGAUGUAAAGGAAAGCAUGCAAGAUCAGAUAAGACAAUGGUUUAUAGAAUGUCGAGAUGCCAGCGGAAAAUUCCCUGAAAUUCCUACAGAGGAAGAAGGGGGUUCUGCAGUGAUCUUUAAGGAAAAAGACCCUGCUGAAGUUGAGAAAGAACUGAAGGAAAAAGAGGAGGGGAAAGAUAAAAAAGGAAAGAAAGGUGGCAAAAAGAAAGAUAAGAAAGACAAGAAAAAGAAGGAUAAAAAAGGGAAGAAAGGAAAAAAAGAUGAUGAUGAGGAAGAAGAAGGCUGGAAGAUGGCGCCAUCUAACUUUGUCCCUGCAGUGAACGAGGCCACUGAUGCAUAUAAAACUGUGUGGCAGCCCAGAGAUGAGAGCGAGAACUUCAGUCAGAAACACGAUGCUGAGUUGAUCAAAGAGGAGAAACGUGUGGAGGUUGAGACUGAGAUUAGAAUACAAGUUGAUGAGCUCAUGAGAACAGAAUUAAAAAAUCUUAAAUUGGCUGUUGACCGUGAUAAGGGAAAGAAAAAAGGUAAAAAAUCUGGCAAGAAGAAGAAAAAGAAGAAGUCGGGAAAGAAGAAGGGAAAGAAAGGGAAAAGAGAAAAAGAUUUAACACCAGACAGAACAAUUGAGUCACUUUAUGAAGAACUGGUCACAGAAGGAAUCAUAGUGCGAUGUCCCAAGGUCAUGCUAGAGGAAUACGAAGGAGAAUAUGCAUAUCUGGGUACUACCUUACGUCAAGCUAACAUUGAACCUAUGCCGUCACUUAGUGAUGUCAGGCGACUUGUUACAGAAUUUGCUAUGUUACCCCUAGGUUCCCCUGCAGUCCAUGAGAAAGCACCUCUGGUUAAGUCAGUGUUAUUAGCUGGUCCAAGAGGGACUGGAAAAAGGAUGCUGGUUCAUGCGAUGUGUACUGAGACAGGAGCUAAUUUAUUUGACCUAACAGCUGCUAACCUUGCUGGCAAAUAUCCCGGAAAAGAUGGCUUAAAAUUAAUGGUUCACAUGAUAUUCAAGGUGGCUCGUGCCCUUCAGCCAUCUAUCUUCUAUAUUAAUGACUGUCAUAUGAUGUUUAAGAAAAAAGUCCCCAAAACAGAUACAACUGAUCCAAAAAGAUUAAAAAAAGAGUUACCAAAAGCUCUGAAAACAAUAAAACCCGAAGAUCGUAUUGUGCUAGUGGGAACAACAAGAUCACCGUUUGAUGCAGAGAUGAAACCAUUGGCCAGUUGCUAUCAGAAAAUUAUUCUCAUCCCCAGACCAGAUUAUGCUUCAAGACAUUUAAUCUGGCGUAAACUGAUCACAAAAUUCAAUGGUAUCAUCUCCAACUCCCUGGACAUCAGCUCAUUAGCAAAGGUCACAGAUGGCUAUACACCUGGCCACAUGGUGACUGCAUGCACACAAGUAUUGACAGAAAGAAGGGUGGCCCAGUUGAACAAGAAACCACUGGGAGCUGUUGAGUUUAUUGCCCCACUUGCACGAGUGGACCCGAUAUAUAAAGAGGAGGAAGAGGCUUAUAAGACGUGGUACCAGAAGACACCACUUGGCAAGAAGCGUGCCAAGGCAGCACAAGGUGACGAUGAUGAUGGAAAGGGAAAGAAAGGAAAAGGUGGAAAGAAAGGAAAGAAAGGAAAGAAGAAGAAAUAAAAAGGACUAAUAUGGAUUUAAACCAUUAUGUAUUAUAUUUAAAACAAGAGGAAUUAUUGAUGUGGUCAAAGACUGCUAAUGCUAUAUAAAGAUUUAAUAAUAAGUUGUGAUAUGACAAACAUCCGUCCAAAGUCAUUUGUACAGGUAUACAUGCUUUAAAAACAUAUUAAACAUACAUGCAACACUUAUUUAUACUUAUCUUAGUCCGUCCUAAUGAAUCCUGCUAAUAAAUAUUGUUAAACUUAUAAAGUGUACAAAAUAGACAAAAUAAAUAAACAUUGUUAA
Messenger RNA from Owenia fusiformis, 2912 nucleotides. Lineage: Eukaryota; Metazoa; Annelida; Polychaeta; Sabellida; Oweniidae. The record is from the annotation of a GenBank genome assembly.